GCCUCAGAACCAACAACUUCUACAUCAGGACUCACAACAACAACAACUGGUGGACUAAGAAAAACCACAGAAGGACCAACAACCACGACUGCGAAAACUGCAAGAACAACGGCAGGACCAACAACUACAACUGCUGAACUAACAUCGACAAUUGCAGGAUCAACAACUUUUGCAGGAAAACCUGCAACCACAACUGCAGGACCCACAACAACUAUAGGACCAACAAAAACUGCAAGACCUAUCACUUCUACUGUUGUACCCAAAACAAAAACUGAAGGAAAAACAAGGACUAACAGCUGCAGGACGAACAAUGGCGACUGCAGGACCAAUAACAACGAAAGCAAGACCCAGAACUACUUCAGCAGUACUAACUUCAACUGCACAGCAAAAGAACCAACUACAAUGACAACUGAAGAGACAACUGCAGGAACAAUAAUAACAACUAUAAGAUCCACAACUGCACGGCGAACAACAACAUCUGCAGGAUCAAAAACGACUGCAGGACCAAAAACGAAAACUGCUCAACGAAAGACAAAAGCUACAGGACCCACAACAACAACCUCUGAACUACCAAGCUUCAACUGCAGGCUCAAUAUCGACAACUGCUACACCAACAACAGCUGCACAGGACCUUCAACAACAACAUUCACAAAUACCGCAGGAUCCUCAACAACAACUGCAGGACCAACAACAAGCUUCAACUACAGGCCUAAUAUCGACAACUGCUUUACCAACGACAACUGCAGGACCAACGACGCCAAAUGCUGA
Gadus macrocephalus (Pacific cod) is the source of this 768-nucleotide messenger RNA. RefSeq lists its product as uncharacterized. The transcript is spliced from 6 exons. The record is from RefSeq and is a predicted model, not a curated record. The annotation marks the transcript as partial. Lineage: Eukaryota; Metazoa; Chordata; Actinopteri; Gadiformes; Gadidae.